UGUUCCGGCGCCAGGAGGAGCCGCGCGCUGCUGCCUCUGCUGUUGCUGCUGGUGCUGCCUCCGCUGCCGUCAGUCAGGCUCCGCCUGGUUCUUCAUCGCCCAUUUCCCUCUAAACCAUCGCCGCUGCUACAUCCUGCUGCGGGCUCGGAUCUUGCCAGGAAAAUGUCUGAUGAAUUUUCGUUGGCAGAUGCACUACCUGAACACUCCCCUGCCAAAACCCCUGCUGUGAGCAAUACCAAACCUGGUCAACCUCCUCAAGGCUGGCCAGGUUCCAACCCUUGGAAUAACCCAAGUGCUCCACCUUCUGUGCCAUCUGGACUCCCACCAAGUGCAACACCCUCCACUGUGCCUUUUGGACCAGCACCAACAGGAAUGUAUCCCUCCGUGCCUCCCACCGGACCACCUCCAGGACCCCCAGCACCCUUUCCUCCUUCUGGACCAUCAUGUCCCCCACCUGGUGGUCCUUAUCCAGCCCCAUCUGUGCCAGGCCCUGGCCCCACAGGGCCCUAUCCUACACCAAAUAUGCCCUUUCCAGAGCUACCUAGACCAUAUGGUGCACCCACAGAUCCAUCUGCAGCUGGUCCUUUAGGUCCAUGGGGAUCCAUGUCUUCUGGACCUUGGGCACCAGGAAUGGGAGGGCAGUAUCCUACUCCUAAUAUGCCAUAUCCAUCUCCAGGGCCAUAUCCCACUCCUCCUCCUCCCCAGGCACCAGGGGCAGCACCACCUGUUCCAUGGGGCACUGUGCCACCAGGAGCCUGGGGACCACCAGCACCAUAUCCUGCCCCUGCAGGAUCAUAUCCCACACCAGGACUCUAUCCUACUCCCAAUAAUCCUUUUCAAGUGCCUUCAGGACCUUCUGGUGCUCCGCCAAUGCCUGGUGGCCCCCAUUCUUACCAUUAAGUUAACAGUGGAUGAAGAGAUGGCGCUUUGCUUUUUGAAGUACAUAUAUAUGCAAAUGAAUGCAUAUAUAAAAAUUGCUGGUUUCACUAUUCUUAGAGGGCAUUCAUGAAAGAACAACUCUUGCACCUCUCAGAAGAUAUCUGCCUCUUGGAUGUGUAGUACAAAACAUAGAAGAUAAAAACAUAGAAGUAAAUCAUUCAGGUGUGAUUUUAUUUGGUUUUCAUGGGGGGAAAACGAUUAAAUUGAAUAGCUCUUUGAUACAAUUUGUUUAAAUUAUGAAACUACACAUUUAAAAAUCUAAGAUGAUAUGGAUUAUUGUUAAAAUAUUUUGCCAAUGAAGUUGCAGAUUUUAAGUAUUUUUCUAUAAUCACUCCCCUCCCCCAAAUAAACUUCAAAAACAAUCACAUUAUAAUUUAAACAAAUGAUGCCUCUGAACAUUUUGAGCUGCUCUCCUAUGUGAUAAAUAAACCUGGUCCUCUUAUGGUUUUAUUUUGGAUACACCUUUUUUUAAACUAAUUACUAUCAGAUGUUCAUUAUCCAGCCAGUGUUCAUUUUUAUUCUCAGAUUUUUAGUAAAAAACUUAGAUUUGUUUUAUUUUUGCCAUAUGGAUUAUAUAGCUCAGCUCUAAAAUCUGCCAUUUAUGAAAAAUUAGUCUUAUUUUGCAGUGCUGGGAAUAGAACCUAGGGCCUCACACAUGCUAGAUUGCCACUAAGCUACACCCAUAGCCCUAACUUUUUUCUUUUUAAUCCAUUCAGAGAACGGAUAUCUGUUUGUAUUACUUUAGAAUGGAUUAUAAGAUAUGCAUAUUGCUUUGGGAAGAGCUCAAGGAAAGAAUUGUUUUGUUUUAAACCUCAAACUAGAUAAACCCUAGAAAUUGCUUCAUUUCCAUGAAACCAGAGGUUUAUUUUCUGCCCAGACCAUUCCCUGAAGUCACCCUCCACCCCCCAGUUCUUUAGAGGGAACACAUCUUUUGAUGACUCCCUUAUAUAGAAGACUAGCACACAAUGUGGGAUUUGUUAUCAGAACAUACAGAAUAUACAGCAGUUAUGUUUGGAGAACUUUAUAAGUCGUACAGACAUGACUGUUCUCUUUGUACAAGUGUGAAUCAAAAAUGUUUCUGUCUUUCAGAGUCUGGUUAAGCUAUGUCAUUGUCUCCUGCAUAGUUUCCUGAAUCUGUAAAGUAUUUAUGGCUGUUAAGUUCUGUAUUUGUUGACAGGCAGAUAAGUGGAAUUGAGUACCAUCUUUGAAAACAUUAUCUUCUACAGUGAAAAUAAUAAAUUGUAGCUCUCUGCAACUGA
Messenger RNA from Marmota flaviventris (yellow-bellied marmot), 2198 nucleotides. RefSeq names its product mitogen-activated protein kinase 1 interacting protein 1 like (gene Mapk1ip1l). NCBI's taxonomy places the organism in Eukaryota, Metazoa, Chordata, Mammalia, Rodentia, Sciuridae. The record is from RefSeq and is a predicted model, not a curated record.